UUACCCUGUGGUUAUUUUCCUUUUACAGUGUUGAUUUUACAGUGUACAAAUGCGAGACUCACACAGUGGAUACGUUUUAUGCUUUUAUAUUGAAAAGGUUCAGUUUUAAAUCAAAUGUAUUCACUAUAAGAAAUUCCCCCGACAUAAGUUAUUUACCAGAGUCAUUCCCGCCACGAGUGCACUCUAUUUUGAGUCAGCAAGCUUGCGUUUCGUUGGCGCGCGUUGGAGCUCAAAUCCCUUUGUAAUAGUGUUGAAUAAUCCUACCAGUCUGCAGUUCACCAUUACGGCCAAAAAAAGGAAGGGAGGAAGUACAUCGAUGAGAUGGGCACACGGAAUCCGCUCUCCUGGCUGUCGUCCUCAACGCAGCUAAACGUUGGGUAAAACUGGUACAAGAGGCUGGAGCUUAAGCUGGUGAAAAGGGCCGAAUAUCAUCAUCAUGUCUAAAACUGCCGUGGACACGGAGCCUCUGAAAUGGCCCAUAGCUCCAGAUGGCUACAUCCCCAACUCUGUGAUCCGUAGCUGGAUGAGGAAGGGAAAGGAACUUAUCAAGAAGGACUGUUGGCAUGACAACAUCACAUCACAUCAGAGCCAAGAAGUCGGUUCAACAUACAGUUCAAGAAAGACCGUGAACUUCACCCCAACCUCCUGUCAUGAAAAUAGACCUAAACAACUGAGAGAGCUGAGGGAAGACAUGAAGCUUCAUGAAACCAUCACACCUCCACUCUCAGUGCCCAACAAACAGAGAACAUCCAGUUUCAUUUUUAAUGAGUGCCCGGCGACUCCAGUGGCAAGUCCUGUGGUGUCUGCAGAUACCAUCAUCCCAAAGCAAGAGUGCCCGGCGACUCCAGUGGCAAGUCCUGUGGUGUCUGCAGAUACCAUCAUCCCAAAGCAAGAGUGCCCGGCGACUCCAGUGGCAAGUCCUGUGGUGUCUGCAGAUACCAUCAUCCCAAAGCAAGAGUGCCCGGCGACUCCAGUGGCAAGUCCUGUGGUGUCUGCAGAUACCAUCAUCCCAAAGCAAGAGUGCCCGGCGACUCCAGUGGCAAGUCCUGUGGUGUCUGCAGAUACCAUCAUCCCAAAGCAAGAACCCAGGAUAACAUCUUACCUACCACCUAUAGAGCUAAAAAACCUGACUCCUCAUCCCCUAAAGCCUCCCCCUCCAACCCCAGAGGAUCCUCAACCCCAACCAGACCUUGGGCCUCCUAAAUGUUUGCCAAUUAGAGAUAGAAGUUUCCUCCUGUCUUCCCCCAAAUACAGCAACAUCAUAAACCAAGCACAGGUGCCCCUUGAUCAUAAAGUCUUGCAGCUCUAUAAGAAGUUCAAAUAUGGCAACAAGAACUCAUCAUACAAAAAACUCUCCAACACAGCUGUGCACCCUCCUGCUACGCACUCCACCAUUCAGACUAAGACUAGGGGGCCGAAUCUGUACAGUGGCCUCGGUACACACUCGGCACAAUUUGCACAAACCAUCUGUCCCAAAGACCAAAGCGGCCCCAAGUCCAUGCCUGAGUGGAGGAAGAGCCUGUACAAACUUAUUUCUCUCCAAGGUUUACGUUCUCCACGGGCAACAAGGUUGGCCGCUACAGAUCAUCUGGUUAAGUCUUCCGAUGCCAGACAACUUGCGGCAACCAUCCCCUCACUGCAGCCUGGCCAGGCAGCAACACAUCAGAGGGUGGUGCAAAAGAUUCAGAUGAAAGACACCCUAGAGCCGACACCCUUUCACUUCCACUAUGUGAUCCCAAAGGCCUCCCAACACAGCUUUGUCACUUUGAAUCCCUGCGGGAAGACUAUGUAUGGAAGACUGCAGUUUGACUGGAUGAGGGGAUCUGAGGAGGACAAUCUACUGAAAGUGUCUGCAGUCAAGGCCAAGAUCUGCUCAAAAAGUUCUGCUACGUUAAGCAAAAGAUCUGCUCAGCAACUGGCCAGCUGCACCAUUUCAUUAUGAUGUUAUUAGUUUUGAGCAAUAAAAUAAUCUGUUGUGCAUUA
Molecule: messenger RNA, 1983 nt
Organism: Siniperca chuatsi (mandarin fish)
Lineage: Eukaryota; Metazoa; Chordata; Actinopteri; Centrarchiformes; Sinipercidae
Product: myosin tail region-interacting protein MTI1-like
Exons: 9
Coding region: 437-1942 (501 amino acids)
Source: RefSeq, a predicted model, not a curated record